Messenger RNA from Dendronephthya gigantea, 1094 nucleotides. RefSeq lists its product as uncharacterized. NCBI's taxonomy places the organism in Eukaryota, Metazoa, Cnidaria, Anthozoa, Malacalcyonacea, Nephtheidae. The record is from RefSeq and is a predicted model, not a curated record. Bases 251 to 730 code for a protein of 159 amino acids. The transcript has 2 exons.
GAAAAAUCUCGAACGGAUGUCACUUCUCUUCCAUAACAAAUGAAAAAAAAUUGAAGCAGAGCAAGAUCUGGUAGAAAUGAUCAUCAGUAUCGUCGGCUUUCGUCGCCUGUUGUAUAUCACAAUAAUAUGAUCGUGUAUAUACAGUAUCAUAAUUGUAUAGCUAUUUACGUGUUUUUGUCAGAACAUCACGGAAUGUCUGAAUGAUUCAUAUAUUUAAAACUGGCGUUGUUGUUAAAUCGUUGUCAGAAAGAUGUUUCAGAAAAGAAAACUUUUAACGAAACUAAUUCGCGUCCGUCACAUCAAGAUACUCCUAGUAUUUCAAUCCGUCAUCACAACUUUCGCCGUGAUGUACAUCAUGUACACUUCGUCCUAUUUGGAUCAGACCUCGAAAUGGGAAAUUUCAUUAACCGACACGAGAUGUCAAGGCUGCUGUGUUAUGCACAACUCCAGCAUCAAUGCCAUCGUUGCCGAACGUCAUAUCUCGGAGAAGCUCCACAAGUUUUCGCGGGCAAUACGACAGUAUGAAAUUCCGCCUGACAUCAUGAACGUUCUACAUGAGGCUGAGCACCUCAUCGAGCAAUUCGAACGAGACCUGAAAGAGUUUAGGCAACUAAAAGAGAAUCGAAAAACUCUACUGAAAGAGAAGUAUAUUGAACAGGAUGUCGCCGCUGCACAGGAUCUUGUUCCCAAAGCCAGACCAAAGGGCAACAAAGGGCAAAAAAAGACUUGAAUAUUUAGAUCUGAAGCCAACAGAUCUUAUACUAAGCUAUGUUACUAUUUUGCUCUUUACCAAUUUAAGCCCCGUUUACACUACACUCAAAUGGGCUAAAAUGGGUACCCGUGCCCAAUUUAAUUAGUGCUCAGGCUACCAUGUUCCGGGCACGGAUGAAAUAGCCACGGGUACCCAUUUUAACCGUGCCGUGCUAAUAAAUCGAGUGUAGUGUGAACGGGGCUUUAAAGACAUGAAAUCAAUUAAAGAGCUCUUAUAAUAAUAGGAGUCUAGAGAUAAGAAUCUUUAGAUUCUAGAGAUAAGAAUCUAAGAUCUUUAAACUUAAUCUUCACCAGAGCUUUGCAUGGUCAGGUCAAAAUUUUCA